Molecule: messenger RNA, 933 nt
Organism: Rotaria socialis
Lineage: Eukaryota; Metazoa; Rotifera; Eurotatoria; Philodinida; Philodinidae
Source: the annotation of a GenBank genome assembly
AUGGCCAUUGAAAUUGUCGAUAGUCAUCACCAUCUGUGGUCAUUGUCACCAUCAAACCCUACUAAAUAUUCAUGGCUCCGUCCUGUGUCUGAGGGUGGCAUAGCCUGGCAUGUUGCAGGUGAUGUUGAGAGCUUAAAACAGAGUUAUUUAAUUGAUGAUUAUCUUCGGGAUGUAACGAAUCCUUCGUGCCAAUUAAUUAAAUCUGUUCAUGUCCAAGCUGAAGCUGAUGAUCCAAUCGAAGAAGUUAAAUAUCUUGAACAAGUUUCUAAUGAAAAUUCUCAUGGAUUUCCACAUGCUAUUGUGGCACAUGCUAAUUUAGCAUCAUUGGAAUUACCAAAAUUACUUGAAACUUACACGCGUGAUUACCCACGUGUUAAAGGUAUUCGGCAAUUACUUAAUUGGUCAAAUAAAGAUUCUCGCUUAUCAAUGACUGAUCGACCUGAUUAUCUAACCGAUAAAAAUUGGCUUGAAGGUUUUCAAUUACUUACAUCACAUUCAUUAUCAUUCGAUUUUCAUGUGUAUCCAUCGCAAAUGAUUGAUGCGUCGAAAGUAGCUCGACAAUAUCCAAGUGCAAUACUUAUUCUUGAUCAUUGUGGCUUACCUGUUGAUGGUAAAAAUGAUUUUGACAGUUGGAAAGAAGGCAUGAAACACAUGGCUGAGCAAUCGAAUGUUAUUUGUAAACUAAGUGGAUUAGUUAUGUUUAAUCAUGCAUGGUCAAAGGAAAUUUUAGCGCCCUAUAUCAUUGAGUGUCUUCGUUUAUUUACCCCGAAACGUUGUAUGUUUGGCUCGAAUUUUCCUGUGGAUAAAUUAAAUAUAACAUAUGAAGAACUUGUUAAUGUUUAUCGAGAUAUUGCAGAAAAUGAUGCUGGAUUAACAAAAGAUGAACUUGAAUUAAUAUUUAAACAAAAUGCAAUUAAAACGUAUCGAUUAUAG